AGAAUUGAACCUUUUAUUUCGUAUGCGAAGUAGAAGCCAGGUAGUCCCCAUUUGGUCCGGCACCUGCAGUUCUUGUAACCUACCUGCCUCGUUUACGGAUUGUGUUGUCUGUUUUCUAUUGUUCAGAGAUGCCUGUCUCCACGAGCAGAACACAUCUUCCGUCGGGCGCAACUCAUAACCUGCUGCAGAACCACCCCAAUCCGCCUUAUUCCAAGCAGAACUGGCUCCCGGGUCUUCAGGGAGCAUCAACAUGCGAUGUGGGAGAAACAGUGUCCCUCAAAUUCUCCAACAAGAAACAGGAGAAGUUUCAACUGAACUGCCGCUGCAACCACCAGAGAGGUCUUGGAGUCGUCGCUCAAAACCAAUCUUCCUCGUCCUCGACGCGGUUGCCGGUGGUUUUCGAGGAUGAAGUGGCAGAAGAAGAGGAAAGGGAUGACUCGGAGGUACAUUUUCGACUACACCCGUAUUUGUAUUUGAUCAGGACCACUGUGACUGCUAGGUCUAGGACGAGGACGACGAGCACCGUUUGUAUGUAAUUCUGAUUUCAGAAGAUCAAGAUUCGAACCAUCAUUUGUCCUGUUAUGCAUAAAUUCCAACUGCCUCCGAUCUCUCUCCACCCAGGUUGAUGUAACCCACGAUCAACUAGCCCUUCCUUCUUCACCCACCAUGUCGGAACUGGAUCUGGUGAAAGAAGAAUUGGAAUUUGUGAACGGCGAGUUCCUUCGGGUGAAUGGGGAAUUGGAGGAAGUAACCGAGAAUUUCUGCUCCUGCUACCAGAAGUACGAACAAGCGGUGGAGGAGGUAGGAGAUUUGAAGGCGAAAUUGGAGGAAAAAACAAACUAUGCAUUGCAAAAGUAUCUCUAUCUUGAUACAUAGUAGUACAAAUCGCAUGCCAAAUUUUCUCAGCAUUAAAUUUAAAAACGCAGUUUGUAAUGCUUAUCUACCUGGAAGAAUAGAAUUUGUCAUGCAUGUCUAGUACGAUUAGGAUUACUUUUACUACAAGUGCGAAGAUGCUUUUGCAACGCAUACAAACCGGAUAGCGGCGUUGGAACGAGAGUUGCAAGAGGUGAGGAGGAUAAAAGUGGAUAGUCCUAGCAGGAAUAACGAAGCGGCGGACAUGAAUAUUCAAGUGGAAGUAGACGAACUACAAGAACAAGCAGGAGAAAUAACCGGCGACGUAGUUAUUCCUCCGCCCCCCGCUUUUCUCUCCGGGGUCGAGAAGUUUGUCACGUGCAAGUGA
Amoebophrya sp. A120 is the source of this 1240-nucleotide messenger RNA. The record is from the annotation of a GenBank genome assembly. Lineage: Eukaryota; Dinophyceae; Syndiniales; Amoebophryaceae.